AUGCCGUAUAUCCUCUACACGAAGAGUCACCUUGUCAUCAUAAGGUCAUCAUUCCCAACACAUCCUGUUCAACAUUAUCUCAACACCAAACAACUCACCCUCCUAUACACCGAGGCAGUGGAGGAACGACUCCGUAAUUAUCAACACCUGAACACCGACGAUGACACCGUCACGGUUCUGCAAGAAACCUUCAACUAUCUGUCCGCUCAAGGCAGAAUCAACGUCCUCGAGGAUGUCAGACACUGCGAAAAUGAUCAUCAGCUACGCCAGCUCGCGAAGAGGAUCACAUACAAGCUAUUAAUACCGAUCAAAGUAGCUGGAUGGCAAUCGUCGCGGACAUAUGAUAUCGAAGAGUCGACUGAGAUCGAGAAUCAGAAGAGACUGCACGCACAAUGUCUACAGAGAGAUGGCCAUAUGUGUGUUGUUUCUGGAUGUCUCGAUUACGAACAGUGCAAGGCUCUACCACGGAAUGCGAAGAUAGCUGACUUGGAGGUUACACAUAUAAUUCCACCCACACUGGGAAUUUCUGCCUUCAUCUGGUCGAAUAUCCAUCGAUACUUUCCCGGCGUGCAGUUCCAGCCCAACGAGAGGGUGGAUAGGCUCGAGAACACCAUGAUGCCAGCGAAUGAGCUACGUAGACAGUUUAGCAAAUUCCGUUGGACACUAGAAACCACUGAUUCCGUCCACGAAUACACCAUAAAGACUUUUCGUCUUUCUGCCAACAUUGUAUUGCCGGAUGACCGAGACUCAUGA
Messenger RNA from Aspergillus wentii DTO 134E9, 753 nucleotides. RefSeq lists its product as uncharacterized. The record is from RefSeq and is a predicted model, not a curated record. The coding region runs from base 1 to 753 and encodes 250 amino acids. The transcript has a single exon. Lineage: Eukaryota; Fungi; Ascomycota; Eurotiomycetes; Eurotiales; Aspergillaceae.